Messenger RNA from Cercocebus atys (sooty mangabey), 7523 nucleotides. It is a transcript of the gene DAGLA, whose product is annotated as diacylglycerol lipase, alpha. The transcript is spliced from 20 exons. The record is from RefSeq and is a predicted model, not a curated record. Gene Ontology annotation, cellular component: dendrite membrane; postsynaptic membrane. The coding region runs from base 1891 to 5022 and encodes 1043 amino acids. Gene Ontology annotation, biological process: lipid metabolic process. Lineage: Eukaryota; Metazoa; Chordata; Mammalia; Primates; Cercopithecidae.
AGACCAGGAAGUAGCCUCUGCCCUCCCCACUCCUGAGACAUUUCCUCCAGAUGAAAUCACAUCCCCAGCAGGGGAACAGGCCCUUAUUGUGAUGGGCCGGGGUCUCUAGAGAAAGGGCACCAUUCAGGCCCUUAAAAAUAGCAGCCCCAAGAGAUGUAUGAAUUGACUUGGAGAGUGGUGCGGCCCACCCCCAAGCCCCAUGCAGCACAGGCCCUGCCACCCCCACCCCAGACCUUGACUUGUUGGUGACCAGCUGGACAUUCCACCAGCCCAGCGGGGAGGGGUGGCUGGUCCAGCAAAGGGUUCCCUGCACUCCCUCCGCCUUGCCCGCCCCAGCUCAGACAGUUAGGGCCUCUGCAGACCUUGUCUCAUGCGAUUCUUACUAGGACUUUUGGAGGUAGGGAUAAUCGACAUUUUACAAAUUGACAUUUUACAGUUGAGGAAACUGAGGCAUAACUAAUAAGUCACGCAGUGGGUAUGUGGUAGAGCCCGGGUUCAAAACCAGCGAGCCUGGCUCUUGCGUCCCAGCCCCUGUGCCUCGGAUUCUAUGGUGGUGGGCCAGCCACGGGUGCAGGCCUGUCACUGGGUACCCAGCAGGGUUGGCCCCAUGAGCCCUGCCUCAUGCUCUAGGUAGGCACUGGCAUUGACCAUGGCAGUUAGCCUAAGGCUGGUCACGCUGAGGUGGGGGCAGUGGUUACCACUGGUCAUAUCCCUGCAGCGUCUUGACAGUCCUACAGCUACCUCUGCAGGGCCCAGUGCCAGGUUCGGCUCACUCCUUCCAGCCUGAGAGCUGGGGCGAGCGGGCAUGGUUCGGGCAGAGGAGGGGAGUGCAGAGUGAGUGUGAGCAUGUUGGGUGGAUGGUGUGUGAUCUCGAGGAGUGUUAGCUGUCCUGGGCUCCAUGGAGCCAAGGGUGGGAGUGAGAGGAGGGGCCUCCCAGGGUGACUGAGAGGGGCCAUCCAUGGGGUGGACCUGAGAAGGAGAUAUUCUGGGCUGCUGGCAGGGGCAGGCCUGGGGGCAGGCUGGGUAGAGCCAGACCCUAGCCCUCCAGCUAGCCCCUUUGGGACAGCACUGCCCCCUUCUCCACCGGUCUGGCCAGAUCAGAGCAGGAUGCAGAGCCACAGCACCUGCAGGGGCGUGCUGCUCCCCCAUCUCUAGAUUCAUUCCAUUCCAUUCCAUUCAUGUGAGGGGCUCCUGGGAGCCCCGACAGCCUCCUGAGCCCGACCCGGCACUGCGCCUCACCCUCUGAGCCACCUGGAGGUGGGGAGGAGGCGGCAAGACCAGCUGUUGGCAGCUCUGUUCUGCCCCAGCCCAACUGCCACCCGUGGUGCUCUGGCCCCCUCCUGUCCUAUCAUGUCCAACCCUAAUCUGAAGCUGGUGCUGUCAGCCACAUGUCACAGGCACUGCUGAAGCCCCGGCCCCCUGCAGUCCACAGACCACCCCCCUUCCAAGCCCAGCCACCCCACCACCACGCUCCCUCACUCUCCACCCUUCUCCCUGCUUCCCAGAAGCUGAGCUCCGACUCCUCCUUGGAGAGAGAGUGGGAUGAUGUCACUUCCUGAGGGUGGGGGGAGGAGUAGGCACGACCCCGGCAGGCUAGCCCGCCAGCCCGCGCCAGGCCACAGCUCGCCAAGUGACUGCACCGGGGAUAGGGAGGCGGGCCGGGCGGACAUGCGGGCUGGCCACCCGGCCCCACGCCCUCUCGCCCACCCUGAGGGCUAUGUCCACUGGCCAAGGGAGACUUGGCUGCUUUCUCCCCGAAUGAUGCCGGGCUCCUCGGACACACAUUUUUCCCGGAGCCGCCACUGGGGAGAGGAGGAUCUGCCGCCUGCCCCGGACCAGGUGCCAUGAGGUGAGCACCAGGUCCGCUGAGCCUCUGCAGAGCCGCCAGCCAUGCCCGGGAUCGUGGUGUUCCGGCGGCGUUGGUCUGUGGGCAGCGAUGACCUCGUCCUACCGGCCAUCUUCCUCUUCCUCCUGCAUACCACCUGGUUUGUGAUCCUGUCCGUGGUGCUCUUCGGCCUGGUCUAUAACCCGCACGAGGCCUGCUCCCUGAACCUGGUGGACCACGGCCGCGGCUACCUGGGCAUCCUGCUGAGCUGCAUGAUUGCUGAGAUGGCCAUCAUCUGGCUGAGCAUGCGCGGGGGCAUCCUCUACACGGAGCCCCGCGACUCCAUGCAGUACGUGCUCUACGUGCGCCUGGCCAUCCUGGUGAUCGAGUUCAUCUAUGCCAUCGUGGGCAUUGUCUGGCUCACUCAGUACUACACCUCCUGCAACGACCUCACUGCCAAGAAUGUCACCCUCGGAAUGGUUGUCUGCAACUGGGUAGUCAUCCUCAGCGUGUGCAUCACUGUCCUGUGCGUCUUUGACCCCACGGGCCGCACCUUUGUCAAGCUGAGAGCCACCAAGAGGAGGCAGCGUAACCUGCGGACCUACAACCUGCGGCACCGCUUAGAGGAGGGUCAAGCCACCAGCUGGUCGCGCCGGCUCAAAGUGUUCCUCUGCUGCACGAGGACGAAGGACUCCCAGUCAGAUGCCUACUCAGAAAUUGCCUACCUCUUUGCGGAGUUCUUCCGGGACCUUGACAUUGUGCCGUCCGACAUCAUUGCUGGCCUGGUGCUGCUCCGGCAGCGGCAGCGGGCCAAGCGCAAUGCCGUGCUGGACGAGGCAAACAAUGACAUCUUGGCCUUCCUGUCUGGGAUGCCGGUGACCAGAAACACCAAGUACCUCGACCUCAAGAAUUCGCAAGAGAUGCUCCGCUACAAAGAGGUCUGCUACUACAUGCUCUUUGCCCUGGCUGCCUAUGGGUGGCCCAUGUACCUGAUGCGGAAGCCCGCCUGCGGCCUCUGCCAGCUGGCUCGGUCUUGCUCGUGUUGCCUGUGUCCUGCGAGGCCGCGGUUCGCCCCUGGAGUCACCAUCGAGGAAGACAACUGCUGUGGCUGUAACGCCAUUGCCAUCCGGCGCCACUUCCUGGAUGAGAACAUGACUGCGGUGGACAUCGUCUAUACCUCCUGCCACGAUGCGGUCUACGAAACGCCCUUCUACGUGGCGGUGGACCAUGACAAGAAGAAGGUGGUGAUCAGUAUCCGGGGGACCCUGUCCCCCAAGGAUGCCCUGACUGACCUGACGGGUGACGCUGAGCGCCUCCCCGUGGAGGGGCACCACGGCACCUGGCUAGGCCACAAGGGAAUGGUCCUCUCAGCUGAGUACAUCAAGAAGAAACUGGAGCAGGAGAUGGUCCUCUCCCAGGCCUUUGGGCGAGACCUGGGCCGCGGAACCAAACACUACGGCCUGAUUGUGGUGGGCCACUCCCUGGGUGCGGGCACCGCUGCCAUCCUCUCCUUCCUUCUGCGCCCACAGUACCCAACCCUCAAGUGCUUUGCCUACUCCCCACCAGGGGGCCUGCUGAGUGAGGAUGCGAUGGAGUAUUCCAAGGAGUUCGUGACUGCUGUGGUUCUGGGCAAAGACCUCGUCCCCAGGAUUGGCCUCUCCCAGCUGGAAGGCUUCCGCAGACAGCUCCUGGACGUCCUGCAGCGAAGCACCAAGCCCAAAUGGCGGAUCAUCGUGGGGGCCACCAAAUGCAUCCCCAAGUCGGAACUGCCCGAGGAGGUAGAGGUGACCACCCUGGCCAGCACGCGGCUCUGGACCCACCCCAGCGAUCUAACUAUCGCCCUCUCAGCCAGCACUCCACUCUACCCGCCUGGCCGCAUCAUCCACGUGGUCCACAACCACCCUGCGGAGCAGUGCUGCUGCUGUGAGCAGGAGGAGCCCACGUACUUCGCCAUCUGGGGCGACAACAAGGCCUUCAAUGAGGUGAUCAUCUCGCCAGCCAUGCUGCAUGAGCACCUGCCCUAUGUGGUCAUGGAGGGGCUCAACAAGGUGCUGGAGAACUACAAUAAGGGGAAGACCGCUCUGCUUUCUGCUGCCAAGGUCAUGGUGAGCCCUACCGAGGUAGACCUAACUCCUGAGCUCAUCUUCCAGCAGCAGCCACUCCCCACGGGGCCACCCAUGCCCGCUGGCCUCGCCCUGGAGCUGCCAACUGCAGACCACCGCAACAGCAGCGUCAGGAGCAAGUCCCAGUCUGAGAUGAGCCUGGAGGGCUUCUCAGAGGGACGGCUGCUGUCGCCGGUGGUUGCGGCAGCGGCAGCCCGCCAGGACCCAGUGGAGCUGCUGCUGCUGUCCACCCAGGAGCGGCUGGCAGCAGAGCUCCAGGCCCGGCGGGCACCACUGGCCACCAUGGAGAGCCUCUCGGACACUGAGUCCCUGUACAGCUUCGACUCGCGCCGCUCCUCGGGCUUCCGCAGCAUCCGCGGCUCGCCCAGCCUCCACGCUGUGCUGGAGCGUGAUGAAGGCCACCUCUUCUACAUUGACCCUGCCAUCCCUGAGGAAAACCCAUCCCUGAGCUCGCGCACCGAGCUGCUGGCGGCUGACAGCCUGUCCAAGCACUCGCAGGACACGCAGCCCCUGGAGGCGGCCCUGGGCAGCGGGGGCGUCACUCCUGAGCGGCCCCCCAGUGCCUCGGCCAAUGACGAGGAGGAAGAGGUUGGGGGUGGGGGUGGCGGACUGGCCUCCCGCGGGGAGCUGACGCUGCACAACGGGCGCCUGGGGGACUCGCCCAGUCCUCAGGUGCUGGAAUUCGCCGAGUUUAUCGACAGCCUCUUCAACCUGGACAGCAAGAGCAGCUCCUUCCAGGACCUCUACUGCAUGGUGGUGCCUGAGAGUCCCACCAGCGACUAUGCCGAGGGCCCCAAGUCCCCCAGCCAGCAAGAGAUCCUGCUCCGUGCCCAGUUUGAGCCCAACUUGGUGCCCAAGCCCCCACGGCUCUUUGCCGGCUCGGCCGACCCCUCCUCGGGCAUCUCGCUCUCGCCCUCCUUCCCGCUCAGCUCCUCGGGUGAGCUCAUGGACCUGACGCCCACGGGCCUCAGUAGCCAGGAAUGCCUGGCAGCUGACAAGAUCCGGACUUCUACCCCCACUGGCCACGGAGCCAGCCCCGCCAAGCAAGAUGAGCUGGUCAUCUCAGCACGCUAGCACCCUUGUUGUGCGGCCAGCCGGGCCCAGGCAGGAGCAGGUGGCCCCGUGGGCACCUGGUGCCUGUCCCCUGCCAGGCAGCUUUGAGGACAGACCCCGCAGGGGCAGUUUAGCUUCAGGCACAGGCAUCGCUGCUGAGCUGGGGGUCCGCAUCCCUACCUCAGCUUAGGACCCCCAGAGCCAAGGUGGCUGGGAUCUGGCCCCGCAGAUGGGGAAAGAUGGGAAAGGGUGUGGAGUGGGGAGGAGCCUGGGCAGCCUGCUGGGUGGGCCACACUCAGCCUGACUGGCCUCCAUGGGGGCAUUCUGGCACCCCCUGCUCCAGGACAGGCCAUGGGCAAGCUGCCUCCCAUCACUGCCUGCUGGCUGCUCUCCCAGGGGCCGGGGGGAGAGCAGUGUCCCGCACACAUGUAUUCUCAUCUGUGGUCCAGGCUGGCAUCUGCCCUGGCCACCCCCCAGAUCUGGUGCCUGCUGGCCAGCCCCCUGGGGUGCCCCUGCCAAGGUGGCCUGCAGUGCUGUACAUGUUUACAGAAGCUGCUGGGCUUGGCUCAGGACGUGUUCUGGGCUUGCAAGCCCCCUGCCCACUCGUAUUCAGUAGCCCUCCUCCGCGCAGGGCCCAAGGCAGCCAGGGGCCUGGAGGGGCCAGAGGAGGGUGGGGUCAGGGCCGCCCCUUCUCUGCCUUGUGCCUCUCAUGCUGCCUCCUCUGCUCAUGGGUCCUGGGCACCCAGGCCUGCCCUGCCUGCUGGCUGCUUCCUGGCUUACCUUCUACCCCCAAGGAUCCUGGCCACCCAAAGGGUGGUGGGCACUGCUGUGACCACCCCAGCUGCAGAGUCAGUGCCCUGGGCAGAAGGAAGGCACUGAGAGCUCCCUUCCUCUGAGGGCCCCACCUGACCCCUUGGUGUCAUCCCCACCAUGCCUAGGCAGCUCUGGGCCCGGGGAUCUGGAACCAUCACACACUGGUCCCCCUCUGCUUUCCCUCCUCGCUGGCCUGGGCACCCUCUUGGGAGCAGGCCUUCCUUCCUCCCACCCUCAAUGUCAUGUUGUUAGGAGGUGGGGCCAAGAGUGGGGUAUGGUGGGCGUUGGCUGGAGACCUCUGUCUACUGCCCAGGGAGGGGCCUAGGGCUGGGAGCAGUCCUGGUUUAGCCUGAGGUCCCCAUAGGGGUUCCUUCCCUGCUGGGUUUGGGAAGCAGUUAGGGAGGUAGCGACCCGGUGUUUCCCCAGAAGCGGGGUGGGAGGGUGUGCAUGCUAGUGUCAGCGCGUGUGCAUGUGCAUGAGUGUGCACCGUUCCUGAGGAAGGGGCUGCUGGGGCCGCCCACCCUACCUGCCCUGCCUGCCUGCUGUCCCUCCCAGCCUGCCAAGGAAAUGGUCAGGGAGCAUGAUGGGGCCUUCGAGGCAGGGCUGCAGGAACAAGCUCGGCUUUAGACACCAUCUGUUCCUAUCGCGCCUGCUGCUCUGACCCCUGGUUUGGAAAACUGGUGUGUACCGAGGCGCUGACUGCACGGCUGACCGCCUGCUCGUGCCUUCAUUCUGCGGUGGCAUGGUCCCUCCCACUCUGGCCCCGCCCGCAGCCUCCCUGAGUGGCCUAGGCUCCCCUGGCGAAGAGCCCCCCAUCUCAUGAUCACUGGUACCUGGGGGCCUGAAUCCUGGCCCCCGGCUCCCCACACAGCUGGGACUGGCCCGGAUGGCUGUCCUGGGAACCCCUGCCCACCCUAACAGAGGGAGCUGGGCCUCCCCUCAUCCUGUGUAACUCCCACCUUCACCAGACUCAAGGACACCCUGGCCCUGCUGAGGCAUAGCUUCAGCCCAGCACAGAAACAAGACAAAAUCAGUGGCUCUUGAGAGUUUAGCAAACAAGAUAGACUCUCAGAGGAAAGAUCUGACAAGUACCCCGGCCAGUCACAGGGAGAGACUUGAUGUCUGGUCUUUUAAUUCCUCCUCUGCCAGGGUGGGUCCUGGGACCUCUAAUGUGGGCAUGUCGCCCACCCCAGGACUGAGCCAUCAGGGACAGACCCCCCACCCCCAAGGCUGCAGCCACACCUUCAGGCUUGGGGCUGGGGCAGGCUUGGGCUUAGUCCUGGGCACCCAGGGGCAGCCCACCCCUAAUCUGCCUCCUACCCACCUUGCCCCUGAAGGAUGGGCCUGCUGCACGUCUCCCUCCUCCACCCCAUACCACACUGGGGGAUCUGAGCCACCCCCCUCAGCCCGGUUCGGCUCAGACCGACCCCCACUCCAUCCCCAGACCUGCAGCACAAGUAUGCGGGCCUGUCCACCCAGGGGCCUAGGCGACUCCAUAUGCAAUCAGUAGCGAGCAGCCAGGCCCCACAGACCCUCACGCACUUUACGUGCCAUUCUCCCCAGACUUUUUUUGUACUUAAUGUAUGAAAGAUCCAAACUAAUAUUGCUGUAAAAAGAAGAGAAAUUAAUAUAGCUUAUUCUAUAAAUAUAUCUGUAUAUAAAGGUUUCUGUAUAUUGUAUAGAGCUGUGUAUAAACCGGAUGUAGAAGC